AUGGAUUCGACAGAUAUCAACCAAGUUCCGAAAUUCAAAAGCGGAACGAUCCAGGAGAUAUUCCGACAGGCCUGGACGAACGAACGGAAGAGUUCGCUGAAGUUGAUGGUUGAGAAACCGCCGAAGAUCAACGAGAUCGGUCUACGAUUAUCGACGGAAUAUCUGCGACUGUUUACGAUCGAGUUGAUUCAUCGGGCCACCCAAGUCGCCCAGCAAGAGGAAGAAGAGGAGCAGGAAGUGAGACGACUCAAUGAGAAGGAUGGGGCUGCAGACGAUAACCUGCGUUCCGCUCUCAAAGGACUCAUCCAGCUUCGACACCUGCAAAAGGCUGCCCCAGGCGUAUUAUUAGAUUUUUGA
Molecule: messenger RNA, 357 nt
Organism: Puccinia triticina
Lineage: Eukaryota; Fungi; Basidiomycota; Pucciniomycetes; Pucciniales; Pucciniaceae
Exons: 3
Coding region: 1-357 (118 amino acids)
Biological process (GO): resolution of meiotic recombination intermediates; replication fork processing; DNA repair
Cellular component (GO): FANCM-MHF complex; Fanconi anaemia nuclear complex
Source: RefSeq, a predicted model, not a curated record